AUGUUUAAAAAUCUUAUGCUGGUAAGGGGUCAAGAUAUUACCAGGCCUUGAGAAUUUAUCGAAAAAAAAUUCCAACCAUCCGAGGAGUACAUUGCGUUUGUGAAAAUGCCACUCUUCUUUUAAAAAAAGAUUGACUGAUUGACUUGAUUGACACUAGUGUUUCUGCAUCGCAGGUUCGCAUGGCUGUCAGAGCGACCCAAGCCUCUACUUCAUUGACGAUCACAAUAUCAAAUGUGCCACUGUCAAAUCUUUGCAACAACCAAACCCUUCCUUUCAAACGGUAGUCACUAAAAUUGCUGAAGGAGCAGGGAUUGAUAUUGAUGUGCGAAACAGAAUGAUCUAUUGGAGUGACACCACGGCGUGGACGAUAAACCGAAUGAACUUGACUUCAGGAGAAAUAAAAGUCAUUGUUAGGCAUAAUGUAGGAGAGGUUUACUCCCUGGCUGUUGAAUGGGAAAGCGGCUUGAUCUACUGGACGGAUUAUAUCUAUGAGAGAAUAGAAGUAGCUAAACUUGAUGGGAGCUCCAGGAAAACUCUUGUAACACAGAACGCGCGUUCGCCUGUUGGAAUUUCAGUCGAUCCAAGAAAUGGGUAGGUAAUUAUGGUCUCGGAGUCGUGCAUUGCUUUUUCUAUUCUAUCUUUAUCCUGAGCAAGUUUUAUUGGGUAGGAAAAAUUUGACAAGUUUUUCCGCCAAGUUCACCAGUAUAAGACGUAUUAGUCACGUUUUUGAAUAAGGAGGCUGGUUGGGGCAAAGACAUCUCUGUAAAGGCAAAAAGCCGCCGAUCUCAGUGUUAUGAUGAGUUUUGUAAAAGGAGAAGCACUACGCUUACUGAGAACAAACUCGGUUAAAAAAUCUGUUGAAUUAAAGAAGAAAGAAUUUUCACGAAUUCGCCUUAUAGAACAAGGCUGCCCUCAGGACCUCGUCGAAGAGAUCUUAGCCGAAUUACAAUUCUCAUCACGCAACACGCAAACAAAACGAAAACAUUUAGAAAGAUUUUGCCGUUCGUUACGACUUUCAACCCUGCUAACAAGAAUCUUAAAAAGAUUCUUAUGAAACAAUGGCAUCUUAUUUAAGGCAACAAUUGUUGCUUAUCGGAAGGACAGGUCUCUAAAAGAUUCUCUUGUUAUAGCGCAACUUCCUUCACUUUAAUUACAAAACAGCAUCGAGGAGUUAUAAUAUUAAUUCAUAAUAUGUAGAGAGACUGCGUAAUAUAUCGUAGGUAUUUUUUUUGCAGAUACAUGGUUUGGGUGGAGCACGAUUACGCAACGAGGAAGAUAAUGCGUGCAGAUUUGACAGGCGAAAAUCCUGUAGAGUUGCAAAAACAAUUUUAUGGCUUGCCUUUAUAUGUCAUUAUUAAUCACAGCGAUAGUCGAGUGUACUGGACCGAUAUUCAUCGUUCAUUUACUUUUAUUGGGUCAAUUGGAAUUAAUGGAAAUCAUUUCAGAUAUGAGAAAUAUCUUCAUCCAGCUUAUUUCCCAUUUGAUUUGGCAAUCUCUCAAAAUAUCUUUUAUUGGGCUGACCAGAAUUUGCAUGGAGUCUCGUGGUUCAAUCAGAGUUCGUCUUCCGGUGUGGUGAAUCUUCAAAAUCUAUCUCCUCUUGAUUUAAUUGGAGUGGCAAUAUCUGAUUCAUCAACUCAACCAAUAGGUAUUUGAUAAACAUCUUUGAGAUGCAUGAUUUCAUAAAGUGUCAUGCGGCAGAAACGAUUUGAAGUCAGAGUAUGAAGAGAGGGUUUAGUCACUAUGUGCCUACCUAAACCAAAAGAACUUGCAAAAAUGUUUGGGGCAGUAUUUCAACUAAUAUGAGGGCUAAACAUCUUUCCUUUUAACUGAUGAGAAUGCAGUAAAAAUGAAUGACUUUCCAACACCGUUUUCUUUCUACCCAGAUUUAAUUAUAUAAAGCCAGCAGGUUUUAAAAGCCUCUAGUGUAACUCGUUUAUUCCUUCGAGGCAAUGUGACGUUAAAUUUUUUUUGUUAGUACUGUUAAAAUGUCUCUCGAAAUCACCAUCUGACGUAUACGUACUUUUCAAAGCUUCUUGUAGAGACCAGUGGCAUAGUUAAGUCCUAAGCAAAUUUCAUCCACGACCCGCUUUCAUUGGCAAACCCUAUUGUUAAAGAAAAUUCUAAGUGGCAGUUAAAUGACAAAAUCUUUUUUCAUGGAGGAACGUUUCCCAUUCGACAAAGAAAAAAAUAUCAAGGGAACACUCAUCAGGGAAAUUGAUCACUGUAAAUGAGUCCUCUUUCAGUGAAAACGGCGCAAAUUUAUAUUCUUCUCUAUUUUCAGCGAUCCAGGAAAAUCCGUGCGUAGUCAAUAAUGGAAAUUGCAGCAAUUUGUGCCUGUUAACUCCAGGAAGGGCAAGAAAGUGUGCCUGCCCUGAAGGAAUUAAAUUAAGGAAUGACAGCAUCACUUGUGAAAACGGUAAGUGAGUACAACCCAGAAAUGACUUAGAUGAGAAUACAAAUGAUCAUUGAUUAAGCUAGGACUAGAGUACCUAUUACUGCUGCUGUUUACAGUACUCCACGAAAUUAUUACAGUUUUAGGGUGUAGACCAUAAAUCCUACGCUCUAAACUUUUCAACAAAUUCAUGACGCCAAAAGCACAUAACCUAGGUUAUAUGCUUUUGAUGCCGCUGAAUUCAUAAAAACUCCUUAAACAGUACUAUGCAGAUAAAAAAUGAAAGUUUGUGGCCUUAUAAAGAAAAUCACUUUAACGAUAUCAUGUCACAUUUCAUGAAAUACGUCCAGACGUUCACUCUGAAGUGAAGAUUGCGCCUCUAAGUAAAAAUGAAUACUAACUAAGCCAAUGUCUUGGAGUCUAAAACAGCGUAUAAUGAGAGACAAAGCAGUAGUGAAAAACUGAGAAUGGCGACGAUAGUUUUUAGGCGAAACGUGAAUCAUUUCAUCAUGGCUCUAAUGCAAGAAUAUGUUUGGUUCUGUAGAAACUGCGGCUGCAACACUACCACCGCCCCUUCCAGGUAUGUUCUCAAUUCUUAGCAUAUUAAGCACUUUAAAUUAAGGUCGUGAAUACAAUGGUCAAAAUAUCGCUAGCUUUGCACGAAGUUGCUAUCACAGAUGCAGUCCAGGGAGCAUUUUGUUAUCAAAACAGCAAGAGAUUCACGUCAUUACCGACUGCCAUUAAUGACUGUAUAUUCUAUAAGUGCAAAUCAGAAUUGACGAAAUUCAUUGAUGAUAAGUGUUCUUCAUCACACUUAAAGGAAAAUGAACGAUUUUCAAACUCGUUUCCGAUCAAGUUGUUUUUGCUAACCUCUCAGGAUUCACACAAGGUUUCAUGUUGGUGCGUGGUCUUUUUCGUUCAGUUAAGUUUUGAUUAAAAUAUGUUGGAACGGACAACUCUAAAAAGUUCCAUAUAUACAGGAAGCCAACAUAAUUAAAAGUUGCUAUGAACACUAGGAAGUUAAACGCCACUACUUACAGACUUAUGUUGCUUGAACCUCUAGCCAUACAAGUUCGCCUCAGGCCCCGGAGCGCCUUCGAGGAAGGUAAAGGCCGUGUCGAGGUUCUCUAUAACGGAGUUUGGGGAACAAUUUGUGAUGACUACUGGGGUCUCGACGAGGCGCACGUUAUCUGUCGCAUGUUGAACUAUUCGGGAGCACAAUUUGCACCCCGGAAUGCAUUCUUUGGCCGUGGAUCAAUUUUUAUGCCAAUUCACUUAGACAAUAUUAAGUGUCGAGGUGACGAGUCGACAAUUGCUGCGUGUCGCCAUAAUGGUUGGGGCCAAAAUGAUUGCUUACAUUCAGAAGAUGCCAGUGUGGUAUGUUGGACCGACUCGGCUCCUCCUAUUCAAGGUAUGGAGCCUCUUGUAGUACAGCGUUCUCGCGAUGAACAAUUCCUCUUUAUUGUUUGUUCGUCGUUUAAAGGAUAGUUGCUAUAUUUCUGAUUUGUAAUUGUAACAAUAGAAUAUUUUGAUUCACCAGAAUUGCAAGAGUGUACCAGGAGUCUCUAACUUCUGUGUUUAGAAAUGGCUCAGUUACUCUUUCAUUCACUCCUUUCUUAUUGAAACCAUGAGAGUUACCAACACCAAGAGGUCUUAAUUUUGUAAUCCCUCUGUUAAAGUUGUACAUUCUGCCUUCCAGUGUGGAUAAGGAUGCUCAUUGCUGAGCUCUGUUCCACAAGUACGAUCAAAAUGUUCAAGUUCAGCGAUCGUAUGAUAAAAAGCCAAAUAUUUUAUUCUACUUUGCAGAGCCAACUUUGGCCCCUGGACCCUAUCCAGGUACUUGUCUCUUUUGAAUUUUGAAGUUAGUUGAUCACUGUAUCUUGUUCCACGUAUAACAAUGUAUGUAAAGUUACGCUGUGUACUAUUGAAUGGCCUCCUGCCGGCGCCUUCUAGCGAAGGUGAUGAAGAUGGUGGUAACAACAUUGAAGAUGGCGGCAUUGACCACUUCAUUCUGCAAUAAUACCUUGAAGAAACGAGGAAUCAAAAGCGGUCCUUCACUGCGAAUAAUUUGCUGAAAUUAGACCAUUGAGUAUGAUUUUCAAGACUGUAUAAUUUCGAGAUUGAUUAUUUCGAUCAGUUCCUUGCUAAAUUCGAUCAAUCGCUCGAGAGCUAAGGAGAAUUCACAUUGGGUGAUACAGACAUGGGUUGGUUAAAGCUAACACUCUCAGUGUAACCAGAAUCUUCCCGUAGGGAAGUCCAAAAUAUCUACUGCGAUGUAAAUGUAGUAUGAUGAGUCUUUAGAAAUGUAUAAUUUAAUAGUUUUAUGAUUCCUUGUCUCACUUCAGAACUAAAAGUGCGAUUACAAGGUGGAGACAAUUAUUAUAAGGGUAGAGUUGAAAUUUACCUGAAUGGAACCUGGGGAACAGUAUGUGACGACUCUUGGGGAAUUGAAGAAGCCAAUGUCAUUUGCCGAAUGCUGAACCACACAGAAGGAGCCGUCAGCACGCAGUGCUGUGGAUUCUAUAAUGGAUAUGGCGUUUCCGAAAAGAUUUGGCUGGAUGAUGUUCACUGCGUUGGAGAUGAAAAUAGCAUCGCGGAGUGUCGCCAUGGCGGCUGGGGAAAACACAACUGCCGUCACUCAGAAGAUAUAGGGGUCGUUUGCAAGCAUGCUCCAUUAUCAACACCAGGUAUACCUCGUUUUUCUUUCUUUCUCUUUUUUUCAAUUCCCCAGCCACCGUUGCCUGUCUCCCUUCCUUCCCAUUUCAAAUAUUUCUUUAUUUACACUUAAGUCCAAUAUCGGCUUUGUUAUACCGAAAUUAUCGGAAGGACAAUUUUAAAUCCUGAAAUCGCUUGUUUAUUUACCGUUUAGCUUCAACUCAUCUAAUCUGUGCCAUGACAUUCAGUUAAAUUUCUAAGAUUAAAUUUAGGCUAUUUCUUGUCCAGGAAUAAGUGGUUGUGCUGUUGACUCUCCUCUCCGGGUAAUAGGUGAACGCACAGAUGCAAAGAAAAUUGAAUGGGAUAGAAAGAGAGGCAGGGAUAACCAUGCCCUCACACGAGUGACACCACCUAGGCACACUUAGCCACUUUGAUAACAGAGGGGCUUCUAUUCUUUCUCCCUUCGUUUUUGUAAUAUAAGUCUAUUGUGUUCAUUAUUGUUUUCUAUCAAGAUAAAAUUGUGCGACUAGCAGACGGAGCUCGAGAGAGCGAGGGACGUGUGGAAAUAUUCCAUAAUGGAGAGUGGGGAACGAUUUGUGAUGAUCACUGGGAUAUCAACGAUGGAGAUGUUGUAUGCAAAAUGCUAAAUUACUCGGGAGCACUGCGAACUCCCAAACAGGCUUUCUUCGGUCCAGGAAAUGGUAAAAUUUGGCUUGGCAAUGUGAAAUGUAGCGGGAAUGAAACAAGUCUUUUGCAGUGUGGAAACCCGGGUUGGAAUGUUGACAUUUGUGACCACCACGAGGAUGCAUCUGUUAUAUGCGAAACUGAGGCACCACAUUUAGGUAAAUUAAAAACCCUUUGAGGGUCACAUGGUAUAUGUUGUAUAAACCUAAUUUACUUAACUUUACAGUUCACCACCCUUUUACACUCUCAGAGUUUUGAUUUAUUUAACAUUUAGCUCUAUAGCCUCAACUACUUGCUAGGAACUCGAGCAACGAACUUCGGAUCGCAAAGAAAUUGAACAAAAGGAUUAAUGAAAGAGUGUUAGUACAGGUAAUCCCACGACAUUGUGAGAAUUUUUCUACCUUUAAACAAGGUUGUGCAACCAGGUCAUUUUUUUUAAGGUCAAUUUUAGAGGUUUUUUAACCAGGUCACUUUUCGAAGGUCAAUUAGAUAAAGUAGAUUUCGUUCGGAAUUAAGAAAAUUUCGGAAUGAAAAGUAGUCUUGAGAACAGAUAUGUUUGUAAAAUACUACAAGCCCCCCAAAACAGAAGAUAUUCGAUGAAGAAGGUUAAAAGCGACUGUUUUUUUUUCUUCAGAAUCCAAAAGUUUUAUUCUAGCAUGUGGACUCGGACGAGAACUUCUUUAUCAUGUCCCUCUUGAUACGAAUCUGCCUGAAAAAGGUGUGCCCCUGGCAAUAGAGACUAACACUCCACUGGCAGUAACCUUUAACAUUGAAGACAACUUGAUGUACUGGACAGAACAAUCUGGAUCUAUUCAUCGUGCUUAUUUGAAUGGCAGCUUCAGGGAAGUCUUAUUAACAGACCUCAUCCGGCCCACGGCUAUUGAAAUAGACCACGUGGGUAAUAACCUAUACGUGGCAGAUCAAAAUGGCGUCACUGUAUCGAAGCUUGAUGGUUCAUAUCAGACUCUCCUGAUCAACAUGACAUCUUGUCAUGGAAUUGCUUUAGACAGCGUAGCAGGGUAAGAUUUCUUUUUCUUUUUUUUUAUAAUCUUCAUUGCUUGCACACAUAUGCAUCAUAACAUUUCCUGCACUCUGACUAAAAGUUUUCCCAUUGAAUUUAUUUUCCACAGGUAUAUAUAUUUCACUGUGACUGGUAUUAGUCCAAGAAUAUUACGCGCAGACAUGGAUGGUAAAAAUCCGCUUGUUUUGGCCAAUGUGUCCUCCAUAAGAGGAACCAUAUUGGACAUAGCAUUGGACAAGGCCAACAAUCGACUUUUUUACUCGGACGAAGGCAACAACAUGGUGAAGUAUAUCAAUUUAACCAGUGGAGUGCAUCACGCUGUGCUGUACGGUAAUCCUCGCAGACCAGUUGGUCUUGCCUUAUUCAAUGGAACCCUUUACUGGACCGGUGAAGGGACUGUGGAGUUGUUUAGUGGUGGCAUCUAUAAGGUUAAAGCUGACACUUUAAAUGGGGGCAUCGCUCGUGAGGUGGUGGACCUUCUUUCGUAUCCUAAAGGAAUAUAUGCUCAUGACGCCCGAAUGAAGAUACCAGCAGGUGGGAUCUUUAUUAAAAAAAGUCUCGCCAUAAUCAGUUUUUGCAACAACAAAAAACAGUUUUAACCUUAUGUUCUUUUUUUGUUUUCGUCUCUUAUUUUUGUUUUCGAUCAUUGUCUGCUAAAGUGGGUUUCUUGGCAUAUGAGAGGAAAACUGAUCGAUAAAGAAGGAGAGAGAGCAGAGAGGACCAAGAAAUAAGCUCACAAGUUACUCCAAAACCAGUCGUGCAGCAUGAGAGAAUUUGUGUCAGUUGUCUUCCGUAAACAUUUUUUUAGAAAAUGACUUCAAAUGAAUGGUAUCAAUCGUAGAAAUCGGAAUAUAAUUAAAAAAGAGACUUACACUAUCCUUUACGAACCCAGGUUUUACUAAAUGCUUUCGACUGUGCGCAAAGAAAGCGUUUCGUUGUGACGCGAAAUUUUGUGCACGGUACGCAUGCAAUUGCUUGAUUUUGUUUUAUUUGAUCUAGGUAAAAGUUGUAACAGCUCAGUGCAUUAGCAUUCGAGUCAAGGUAUUACAAAGUAUUCUGCUUUUGAAUUACUUUCUACUUUUUUUUUUCCUUUAGACGAUGAUAGUCAUCCUUGCGCUAGAAACAAUGGCAGCUGUUCCCACCUCUGUUUAAUAAACCCAACAGGCCACAGCUGCAUCUGUGUCGGAGCAGGUUCAUGCCAGACAUCUGUCAGCUCAUCAGCCUCUAUUACAAGCGGUAUGAAUACGGCAACCGCCAUGUCCUACUCAUCAACAACUCAUGCUACUGCAACAUCAACAGAAAUCCAUGCUUCAGCCUCAGUUUCUUUAUCAAUCUCAUCUCCGAUGUCCUCAUCAUCAUCUUCUAUGACCUACCAUAUGGUGACUGAACACGCACACACAACAACAGUCAACUUUUUUCCUUCACCAGUGGCUCCGACGGCAACACGUGUAAGCCUUACACCUUCCCAAACCCCGUCUGAUAUCUGUGCAUCGCAAAAUCCUUGUGAGGAUCGAGGUAGCUGCCAAGCUGAUGUUAUCGAAGGCUACAAAUGCGUGUGCUUGGAAUAUUUUAUUGGCCAAGACUGUUCAAUAGACAUAAGUAUGUUAUUUAGUUUGGUGGUUAAAUAGUUAUAGUGUUUGUCUUCCUUUGUAACUGUCAUAAGAGGGGGAAGUGAUCACGUUGGAGUACAGGUUCGCAUAUAAAAUAUAUAGGCUUGUUAGAUACGAAACUAUGCCUUCAAAGCGUAAAAGCAACGACAACUAGUAAAAUUACACUCUUACAUGUUCUUCUUCAUUGCCUUUUCAUUCCAGUUAACAUUUUUCUUCCUAUUCUUACAACAGCUGAUGAAGCAAUUCAGAGUACAUGGUGUGAUUAACAAACCAGAAAGCGUGGAACAGAGGGGGGAAGGGGGUGGGCGUGGGAAAGCAGAUUUUGUUUGAAAUUUGGCAAUUGUUUCAUGGAAAGCUUAACCAGUGAGGUUCCUGGAAAAAGGAGUUCAAUUCGUCUUUUUGAUAAAUGUAUACAAAGUUUGAAUACAAAGUCGCGUAUAUCUAGAGCCCUGUCUACAUGGUAAUUACCUGCAAGAAUGCUCUUGUCUGUUAUAGAGCGAGAAGAGGAGGUAAAACUUAUCGCUUGAUAUUUUGAUUUUCCUACACAGGUGAAGGAGUGGUGGUCCUUGUCAUAAAAAUUCAAGGAAAUGAGGUAAGGGGGAGAGGUUACCGCUUAAUAUAGAGGAAUCAGUCUCUAGGAUUUUACAAUAAGAACUAAAAAUGCACCCUCUCUCGAUAUUAUUAUUAUCAGGGAAUUAAGAGGAAAGAGGUUAUCUAAUUUAUUUCUAAAAUUUGCUGAUUACAAUUGCAUGUGCUCAAAUUAUCCAGACAACAUAAUAACCGAUUAAAAACACCUUUCCUUUCGAAAUCCUCAAAAUGAAAAAUUGUAUUGCAAGAAUAAGCUUACAGAGUAAUAAAUUUAAAUUUUCAUGAAAUUUACUGUAAACGUUUUAAUUCCAUUCCACAGUUCAACAAAACCGACCUGAAGCAAGUCAUCCUUCAAAUCUUGAAUCGCCUCUGUGAAGAUCCCGAAAGCGAACAGUGUCCAAUAACAACAUCAGGGUAAGCAAAUGCUGCUAAAGGCAAACCUAUUUCCCCCGAGCAGGCCUGUUCUUUGUUCUGGAAUUUCUUGUAGAGUUAACAGUUCAAUGUGAACAAGGCCAAACUCAUCGACUUUUCAAACUGUGGGCUUUGCUCGUCCAUAUCCUUUGUUUAACAUUCACAAAUGCCUCAAAGUUGGAAAACCACUAGUAAACACCACGAAAUGAUGAGGAUAUUUAGUAUUGUCAACUGAGUUGAUAACGUAAACUAGCCAUCAUAAAGAGUUUCAAAGCUGAUGUUUCAAGCGUUAACCUUUCGUUAGCCCUUCGUCAUUCGCUCUGACGAGGAGCGAACGCCCGAAACGUCAGCUCUGAAACUCUUUAGUGACCAAUUUACCUCAUAAACUCGAUAAUACUAAAUUAGCCUGACUUUAAACAUAUGAAAAUCAUAAAUGUGUGCUGCGGUUGAAGAAAUGAAUAUAGAAGCGAUCCUCGCAGUUAUGAACACUAUUGAACUAGUAGUUGAAAUAAGGCCUGAAAAAAAAAAAAAAAAAAAUUUUUUUGAACCCAUGACCCAGCGCUCUACCAACUGAGCUAACUAGCCAGCUGGGAGCUGGUCAUUAUGUUGGAUCCAAAUAAGACCUUAAAGUGGGGAAUAAUGACUGUAAAUAUAUGAAAAUCAUAUAUGUGUACCGCGGUUGAAGAAAUGAAUAUAGAGGCGAUCCUCGUAGUUAUGAACACUACUUAACUACCUAUUUUAAGUAAUAGUUGAAACAUUAGAGCCUUAUUUCAACUACUAGUUAAGUAGUGUUCAUAACUGCAAGGAUCGCUUUUAUAUUCGUUACUUAAUUAGCCUGUUAUACUCAGUGACCGACGCAGCAUCACAGUUUCUCUAGACACUUACCCCCUUUAACGACCAAACGAUCGUUUCACAGAUAUGUCUGUUAAGCUUAAUUUGAGAAUCACAACAAAGAUCUCCAGUAGCUACGAAGCUCUAAUGGCAAACUGUAAGCUUUAUUGAGGUGCCGUUUCCAUCUUAUAGAGGUGUUAAACUGUGGAGACCUUAUUAUGUUUUUAUUUGCCAAUUUCUUAAGCGGGGCAAGAAGAAAAAGAGAAGUGCCAAAGGAAACUUUCAGUCACGCAGAGGUCAUAGUAAAGGAACCGAAAAAAAUCAAUGGUAACCUUCAAGUAGAGCUAGCCGUCAUCAAACGGAUGUCCAAUGGUUCAAUAUCUGUUAUAUCUGGCGCAAAUCUUGCCAGGAUAGUAAACGCUUCGGCGGCAGAAAUCGGUCAUAAACUGGGAGGGACGUUAUCAAGUGUCAUGUCGAAAUUCCCUGGACCAACAGCUCAGGCUACACAGUCUACCAUGCCGGUUGAUAAUUCCACGACAAUAACACAAAAACAACCCCAGGACAGCACGACAGUACCUGGAACAACGACCGGUCAGGUACCAGCUGGUCCGGGUUCUGCAGCUGCCAAUAAGGGAGGAGGAGACAACGGUGGAGUUAUCGGCGGUGUGGUGGUAGCCUCCCUUGUUAUCAUCAUCUUGGUUAUCGCACUGGCGGUCUGGUAUUUCAGGUAAUAAACUUUGAUUCAUGAUUUCCUUAAUUCAUACUAGCAAAGAUUAAAAAAACCAAAACCCUUCAUGGUAAGCAACCAACGGAAGAUAACAGCCAGUUUUUUUUUCUCUAUUCAUCUCAAAUCAGGGAAAAAGAGAGCAGCACAGAAUACAAUAAAAAAUACGAAAAAAGGGAACUAAAACCAUAUAAAACCUAACAUGUACUCAGCUGCUAGACAUCUACGACUGAAAUGGAGAUCAAACACCAAACAAAAGUGUGGAUAAUUGAGGUUGAUUCUUAAUGUAUUGAGAGAAUUUCCACUUUUGUUUCCUUGUAAACGGAAGAAAAAACAUACCCUGAAGGCAGUACAUUUGCAAAAAAAAAAAAACAAUCGAAAGCAAGCGUUUGUCCUGAUACAGCAGCAAAACUCGAGUAAUCUUUACACAAGAGGGUGUGUCGUGUGGUUGCUACUAAUGAAUCACUCUAAAGCGAAAUCCUGAGGGAAAACAAUGAAUUCAACGCAAUUGCUCAGCUCGUUGUAAACUAAGAAUGAAUAACGGAGGACGUAGCUAAAAACUAUCACCAGAAGCCUACUAGUAAAAAAAGCUGAAAAAAUUGAAAUGUAACUAAAACCAGAAUCAAGUAGCACAAUUUGUUUCUUUGCAAUAUUUCCUAAUCCAUUUCAUUGGUUUUUUUCUGUCAAAAGGGUAAAAAUUCCAAGUCUCCCUUUUUCUUACAAAAGAAACAGUGAUGGUCCUGAGCUACGAGUGGCUUCGUUUGAGAAUCCCGGAUAUGACACCGGAAUAGGAUUUGCGACACAUGGUGAUGAUCUAUACCAAGAUCUACCUCCGCCGGUUGUUCUAUCCCCGUACGAGGAUCUCAAUGACUAUGGCGCUGUUAGCAAUCCUAUGUACUCUGAAUUUGGCGCCGACCAUGAAGCUUCGGUUAGGAGGUCUAAUUUCGGUACAAGUUUGUUCAGCAGCCAUGGGAAAGAAACCGAGAUUGGAGCAAAUGAUGCUAAGAAAAGCAAUGGAAGUAUGGCAGUAAAUAAGAUCUCUUUGGAAGAUAACAGCGUGGUCAAAAUGAAACAUCAUAGCAAGGAGACUGGUACAAACCAGGGGCGUGAAAACAAAGGCCAAACCGUUCUUGUUUUAGAAGACGGCGAAGAGAUUAACAAGGCGUCUGAGCUAUGAAUUACACUGGUUUAAAAAUGCUGCGAAAUAAGUAGCAAUGCCCAUAAUUUACAUUUCACAAAAUUGAACAAACUCCUAACAUGGUUUCCAUCCAAAAAUAUGGACUUUUUAGUAGCAAACAAAACCAUAAAAUAAUUUCGCUAAACCUCGCCCUUUCGUUAUUGUGUGUUGCAAUUAGAGCUAACUAGAUCUUUUAGAAAAAUAUAAUUAAAAAUGUGAAACUAGAGUAAGAAUCGUAAAACCGCUGUGUUCUCGUGCAAUAAUGAAUUGAAGGCCGCCUUGGAUUUUCUUUUGGUGCGAACCUCCACAUUCAUUGCUUACUGUACUUAUAUCGUUACAGUUUCUCACAAUUAUGAUAUGUAGGAAUGAAAACGUACACGGAUUUCGUAACUCAAAUUUUUUUAAUUGUCAAUAAAUCAAAAGAAUAUGCGAA
Molecule: messenger RNA, 12526 nt
Organism: Pocillopora meandrina
Lineage: Eukaryota; Metazoa; Cnidaria; Anthozoa; Scleractinia; Pocilloporidae
Source: the annotation of a GenBank genome assembly